Messenger RNA from Paramecium octaurelia, 773 nucleotides. The record is from the annotation of a GenBank genome assembly. Lineage: Eukaryota; Ciliophora; Oligohymenophorea; Peniculida; Parameciidae.
UGGAAUUAACAUGCAUGCUAAUAACACUUCCAUCAAUGAUCACACACCUACAUUCGCAGAAAAUUAAGACUGUCUGAAUGUGGAUCAAUGUUUAAAUGGAAUUUCUGAUUUUCUGCUUUAUACGUCAACACUCAAAUUAGAUUAAGUAAAAUCUUUAUAUUUAAAAGAGUAAUCAUUUAACAAAUUACUUUUUAGAAGAUAAAUAGGCAUCGAAAAACUUUUCUAACUCGGUCAAUGAUAUUGAAUUUUCAGAAUUAAUUAGGUCGUGUAGGUUACAUCGCUAUUAUAAUAAACUAAAUUAAUUGAAUAAUUCUGUUAUAGUAGAAUCACAUCAUUAAAAAAAAGCAUUAUCCAGCAAUCGUCAAAGUCAGCCUUAAGUUGUUAUUAAGAUUAUGGGGACUUCUCCACCUAAAUUUGAAAACAAAAAAUACUCCUAAAUUGAAAGCAGGUACUCCCCCAAAAAUUUGAAAUUCUACUUAAAAUAGGAAUAAUAGAGUACUGAUUCAUAGAUCUCAUAGAGCAGACGAAUAUCUUAAUCAGUACAUCAAUCAAGAUCAUCCUCUUUCACAAUGAGUUCAAUAACCUCCAAUUUUAAGUUUUAAUAAGUUUAUCAAAAUCAGAAGAGACAAAAACCUGGUCCCAAAAAUUAUUAAUUUUGCUUACUAUCUUAGAAACACUAGGAAUUAACCAAAUUAAAACAAAAAAAUGAGCCAAACAAAAUGUUAAAUUUAUCUUUAAAUUCCUUAUCCUCAAAGAUUGAAAAGAAUAAAUGA